AUGACGCAUACCGAACGUCCCGAACGGCGAAUACCUAGCGCUCCCCUUUCACUCUCCUCUCAAAAAUCACCACUUCGCGAAACCACAGUCACUGUCUCACCAAGAGACGUGUCAGAGACCGCAAACGAGCCGCAGCACGAUCUGCCCCGCGAACAGUCACUCCGCUUCCCCACCUCCGCUUUCGCCGCCACAACGAGUGCACGCAGCCCACGCGUACACUGUGUAAAGGACCCAUCGACAUCUACAAUAUCAGGAAUGGACACUAUCCUCAAGAGAAACAUGGCCUUUUUCUGGUACUCUGCAUCUCCAAACGUCGAGAAGCUGGGCGACAUUAUCAGCGCUCGUCACCAGCUUUGA
Parastagonospora nodorum SN15 is the source of this 357-nucleotide messenger RNA. RefSeq lists its product as hypothetical. NCBI's taxonomy places the organism in Eukaryota, Fungi, Ascomycota, Dothideomycetes, Pleosporales, Phaeosphaeriaceae. The coding region runs from base 1 to 357 and encodes 118 amino acids. The record is from RefSeq and is a predicted model, not a curated record. The transcript is spliced from 2 exons.